Sceloporus undulatus (fence lizard) is the source of this 828-nucleotide messenger RNA. RefSeq names its product IDNK gluconokinase (gene IDNK). NCBI's taxonomy places the organism in Eukaryota, Metazoa, Chordata, Lepidosauria, Squamata, Phrynosomatidae. The transcript has 7 exons. Gene Ontology annotation, molecular function: gluconokinase activity. The record is from RefSeq and is a predicted model, not a curated record. Gene Ontology annotation, cellular component: cytoplasm. The coding region runs from base 354 to 782 and encodes 142 amino acids.
CCCUUCUUCCCCUCGGGGCCGGAGGAGGGACAGAGAGGGCGGCUGAGGCGAGGGAAGAAGGCCUGGGCUGGGAGGGAGGCAGGGAGGCCCGAGGAGCAGCAGGGAAAGGCAGCCAUGGCGACUGUGGCGCUGGUGGUGAUGGGAGUCAGCGGCUCAGGGAAAAAUGGCGCGGUUCCAAACAAAUCCAAGCAUUUGUGUACUGUGGAUGUGGAGAAAUUUCCAGUGCACUCUGGUGUACUGAGAGUCUUAAGAUUGCUGCUUUACUAUCCACCGUGGGCUCACAUCUGGCAGACAAGUUAGGAUGGAAGUUCUAUGAUGGUGAUGACUAUCAUCCAGAUGAGAACAAAAAGAAAAUGGCAGAAGGAAUACCUUUGAAUGACCAGGACAGGAUCCCAUGGCUUUGCCAUCUUCAUGAUAUAUUAAGAAGAGAACAUACAUGUGGACAAAAUGCAAUUUUAGCCUGCUCAGCACUGAAAAAAAUGUACAGACGUAUUCUGGAAAAUGGAGAGCCCAGCUGUCAGAAUGAAAGUGGUCAGCAAGAGAACCAAGGCCCCCCUGCACCAUUGAAGAUCCUUUUUGUUCAUUUAGAUGGACCAAUAGACUUAAUUGCAAGCCGCCUAAGAAAAAGAAAGGGACACUUUAUGCCGCUUACUCUCCUACAGUCACAGUUUGACACUCUUGAGCCUCCAUCCACACCAGAGAGCUUUAUCACUAUUAGUUUGGAAAAGUCCAUUUCAGAAAUAGUAGCUGAAAUUGAAGCCUACAUUAAAAAAACAUAUUAAUAUUUCUUUCAAGUUCAUUUCUGAAUUACAGUAUAUAAUAUAAAAC